AACGUGACCUCACUAAUUUAGCUGCCCGGUUGCGUAGCAAGCAGGCAGUACUAACUACAUAUUCUGUCAUGCCCUACUCUGCGAAAAUCGGUCCGUCCAUUCUAAGUAGUGACCUGUCAUGUCUGGGCAGCGAGUGUGUGAGGAUGAUGGAGUGCGGGGCAGAUUAUUUGCACCUCGACGUAAUGGACGGUCAUUUUGUUCCAAAUAUCACGUUUGGUCAUCCCAUGGUGGAAUGCCUGAGGAAGUCAGUCGGCCCGGACCCUUUCUUUGACAUGCACAUGAUGGUGUCCCGGCCUGAGCAGUGGGUAAAGCCCAUGGCUGCAGCCGGAGCCAACCAGUACACGUUCCACCUGGAGGCCACCAGCAACCCUGGAAGCCUCAUCAAGGAGAUCCAACAGAGUGGUAUGAAGGUGGGUUUGGCAAUAAAGCCUGGGACUACAGUGGAAAUGCUUGCACCUUGGGCCAGCCAGGUCGACAUGGCUCUGGUCAUGACUGUUGAACCUGGCUUUGGAGGGCAGAAGUUCAUGGAGGACAUGAUGUCCAAGGUGACGUGGCUCAGGGGUCAGUUUCCCUCGUUGGACAUUGAAGUAGACGGUGGCGUGGGCCCGGACACCAUUUACAAGUGUGCAGAGGCUGGUGCUAACAUGAUCGUGUCAGGCAGUGCCGUGAUAGGCAGCGAUGACCCUCGCUCUGUCAUUGCCCUUUUGCGCACUGCGGUGGCCGAAGCCAUACAGAAGCGCACGCUGGACCGCUGAUGUCUUUAUGUCUGUUUGUGAAAUUAGGCAUGGUGAUGCUCCACUUGUCCAUUCUCUGCAGCUCUUGGUGGGAGUGACUCAAUAGGUAGGAUGUCUCUAUGUUGGAUGUAGAAGGUGAGGCUGGACACAGCAGGUAUGAUGUGGGGCUUCUUUGGAGGCAGGGCUAAUGAAUGACGCUGGACUGUAAACAUUCCUGAACAUAAUUUUUACCAACCUGGAAAUUAUAUGUCAAGCUUAAUAUUUUUCUAUCAACUGUAUAUACACCCAUGGAAAUUGGUUUUGUUAAUUAAACAGCCUUCAAUCAUC
Messenger RNA from Nerophis lumbriciformis (worm pipefish), 1061 nucleotides. The record is from RefSeq and is a predicted model, not a curated record. Lineage: Eukaryota; Metazoa; Chordata; Actinopteri; Syngnathiformes; Syngnathidae.